Molecule: messenger RNA, 1537 nt
Organism: Numida meleagris (helmeted guineafowl)
Lineage: Eukaryota; Metazoa; Chordata; Aves; Galliformes; Numididae
Exons: 4
Coding region: 1-885 (294 amino acids)
Source: RefSeq, a predicted model, not a curated record
AUGGUGGUGUCCCGGGUGGCACCGCUGGCCUCCCUGGCGCACUCUGGCCAGGUCAUCGUCUUUCCCAACAACAAGGACUGGCGGAGCGCUGCAUCACACUGGUGUCUUCUCCUCACGCACAGGUUCCAAAAGGAGUUUGUACCCAAACCACCACCCAGGAUAUUCCGCAAGACCUCUGGGGACGUCCUUGGUGAGGGCAAGCAAAAGAAAGAAGCUUUGCCACCUCUUGUCCAGGGCAAGAAAGUGAGAUUUAAUGAAGUGACAACCUUCAUCAGACGCUUCAGCUGUGCAAGUACAGCUGGAGGAAGCUUCAGAAGCACAAGGAGCUCACUGCAGAAGGAGCGCUUUGUGUCCAGUCUGCUGCCGGCCAUCCCGAGCGUGUCUGAAGCCCACAAGCAGCAGGGCCAGGCAGGAACCAAAGGCCAAGAAGACCUGGGCCAAAAAAAGGGAACAAAACAUGUGAAGUUCCAAGAAGAUGAACAAGGAGCAGGGAAAGCCCACGAGGGUGGAUCGCUGCAGAUGUGGAAAGCGAAGGCCUUGCACCCUCAGCCGGCCAGGAGGCAGACGACAUCUCUCAUCAGAGAUAGACUCUCAUCAAGGGUUGAGUCCAGCCUGUCCAAGCCUGGAGCAUCCCGGCUGCCGCUGCUGGCAUGCGACUCUGUCAAACUAUACAGGCAGAGGGCUAAGCAAGUCAGGCCAGCGCGGGCAGAACCUCAGGAGAUGGCGGCAUCAUCAUCUCACGGGGCAUGCAGCCUGCCCAAGGAGUCCUCCACCUCCGGAUCUGGUUGGCUGUCCCCGAUACGCAAAGGAACAGAGUCCUCCAACUGUCCACCUCCAAAGCCCAAACCCCCGCUCCGCAGGCGGGGAACGCCCUACCCACGCUGAUCAGGACGUGGGGUGCCCGGGACAGACACAGCUCCACCUGAGGCUGCAAAAUCCCAUCUGCGUCAGUCCUGGGUGCCAGCUCCCUGCAGAAAAGCAGAGGUAGAGGGACAGCGGGGACUUGUGGGUGUUCAAGAUAGAACAGAAAAAGAGCAGAAACUGAAGAACAAGGUAAACGGCACUGAGAAAGGAGUGCUGAGAACUGAGGACGCCUCCAGGAGACAAGAACAAGAGUCAAGUGAGCCACGCGAUCGCUGCAUGAGAACGACCCUGACUGGAGGAAGAGCGCGUGGCUAGGAACCACUCACGACUCUGAUGGAUAAGCACCUGCGUGCACGGUUCAGGAGUAGACCAGGCGUGACAGUGUGGAAUGAUUUGCUGACAAGGAAUGGGGGGUGGGAAGGUUACGAGAGGGAACUUGGAAAUCCCUCAUAUGAGGGAUGUUUGAAUCUGCAAUAAAUGAUUUGGAUUAUUCACAUCUGAGUCCAUGCCUUCAGACGCUGCAGAUGGCGCCCACUGUGUGGGGCAAAAACAAGCCCAGGCUGAGCGAGCCUGGUCCAGCAGCGCCGCCCAACCCGAGGAGGAUUAUUUUGCAUGCACAUCACCGAUCUGCAGGACAGAAGGUGAGCAGUCAGGAACCAUGGGGAGUUUGCUA